UUCAUUCAUUCUUUAUAAAUUUUUGUAACUCAUUGAUAAAAAUGUGUAAAAUGAAAUGUGUGUGGGUUAUAGUAGCGUGCUUCAUUAUUAUGGUUACAGCGUUAAAUGAGAAACAAAUGCAAGCUGCUGUAAAGGUCGUUACAAAUGUAUGUACUCAAAAAACAAAAGCAACUUUAGAGGACAUCGAGAAAAUGCACCAUGGAGAUUGGGAAAUAGAUCAUUCUGCCAUGUGCUACAUGCAGUGUGCUUUCAAUAUGUAUAAAUUGAUGCACAAAAACAACACACUUAACUAUGCUUCAGCUAUGCAACAACUUAGUCAGUUACCAGACACUUAUCUAGAAUCUGCAAAAUUAUGUAUGGAUCAAUGUAGAGAUGCAGCUAAGACCUUAAACGAUAAGUGUGUUGCAGCUUAUGAACUUGCCAAAUGCAUGUACUUUUGCAAUCCUGAGAAGUAUUUCCUCCCCUAAGCUUUACUGGAUACGUGGUCAC
Messenger RNA from Diabrotica balteata, 489 nucleotides. NCBI's taxonomy places the organism in Eukaryota, Metazoa, Arthropoda, Insecta, Coleoptera, Chrysomelidae. The record is from the annotation of a GenBank genome assembly.